This is a messenger RNA of Dermacentor silvarum, 1064 nucleotides long. Its product is annotated as NADH-cytochrome b5 reductase-like. Bases 60 to 1019 code for a protein of 319 amino acids. Lineage: Eukaryota; Metazoa; Arthropoda; Arachnida; Ixodida; Ixodidae. Gene Ontology annotation, molecular function: oxidoreductase activity. The transcript is spliced from 6 exons. The record is from RefSeq and is a predicted model, not a curated record.
UCACUUUGUUGUGCCAGGUUUGCAAACCAUCGUCUGCUAGCAUUUGUAUCGAAGACCGCAUGACUGAGGAAAAGCGAUUAUCGAUACAGGAAACGCCUUCACUCCAGGCGAGAAUAUCUGAGGAACUGUUGGCGCGGAAGCCUAGAAAGCCGACGGCUGCCGAAUGCUGCGGAAAUGGCUGCGCCCUGUGCGUCAACGACGUUUACGAGCAGGAACUGGCAAUCUGGGAAAUCGAGUGCAUGCGAGAACUACAUUACGGCCCUGGCCGCCGUGAACCGCAAGCAGGACCAGCUAUAAGCCCCAAAUACUACAAAUCAUUUGUGCUUCAGAACAUCAAGAAAGUCACUGAAUGCUGCUCAAGAUAUAUCUUUGUAAUUGACGACAUUGGAUGUCUUGGCUUCAGCAUUGGACAGCAUCUUAUAAUGAGAGCUUCUGUCGAUGGUGAAGUCAUAACUCGUCAGUACACUCCUAUUUCACCUCCAAGUGCCCUUGGCUUCUUUGAAGUCAUAAUCAAGGUUUAUCCCCAAGGAAGGAUGUCAAAAUACAUCAAGACACUCAAAGAAGGAUGCUCUGUAGAUUGGCGAGGUCCACUAGGAGGGCUAGACUACAAGCCCAAUGCGUACAAGCACAUGCUACUGCUUGCUGCUGGCACUGGAAUUGCACCAAUGAUCCAGGUCUUGCGCCACAUCACAAGUUCAGACGAAGACUACACCAUGGUUCGCUUGCUUUUUGGGAUAGCAAAGUACAGGGAGAUAUACCUGAAGGAUGAGCUGGAUGAACUGAAACGCUUCUGGAAUGUCAGCAUUCUGUACUGCCUCAGUGAUGAAACAAAGGUUGAGGAUCUCAAGUAUGGAGAUGAAGUUCACUGCAGAGAAAUCGAUGAGGAGCUUCUUGAAGUGGAGUUGUCAAAAUACCGCACACCUCCUCAUGUCCUUUUGUGUGGACCAAAUACUUUCAACAGCAGGUUUGUCAACUACCUUAAGGGGAGGACAGAUUCAGUGACAUGGCACAUUUUCUAAGGACAGUAGAUUUUACAGUGCAAUAAUAUUGUAUUUUGACUAGAA